Molecule: messenger RNA, 1707 nt
Organism: Neohortaea acidophila
Lineage: Eukaryota; Fungi; Ascomycota; Dothideomycetes; Mycosphaerellales; Teratosphaeriaceae
Exons: 1
Coding region: 1-1707 (568 amino acids)
Biological process (GO): transmembrane transport
Cellular component (GO): membrane
Molecular function (GO): myo-inositol:proton symporter activity
Source: RefSeq, a predicted model, not a curated record
AUGGAGCAGCACGACGCACUCAAGCCAGACAUCAACGAGCUCGCCAUACAUAUCGGCCUAAGUGAUCGCGUUGAGCUGUUACAAAGAGCCGCUCUGCUUGCGCGAUAUCAACAAGACCAUGACCAGGAAUGUUUUCUCGCCCUCGACCCCGCCGCGUCAAAGGUCUUGGAUCACGAGACCGCUUACCCCUGGCAUCAGCCGCGACUACUCUAUUUCACCAUCUUCAUUUGCUCCCUCGGUGCUAUAGAGCAAGGAUGGGCGCAGACUGGUAUGAACGGUGCAAACCUCUACCUCGCCGAAGCGCUCGAUUUGACGCCGGAGAGACGCGAGAAUGCCGCCUUCCUGCUAGGUCUGAUCAAUUGCGCAAUGUACCUCAGCAACGGACUGGUGGGAUGUUGGCUGAGCGAGCCCGUGAACAACGCCAUGGGAAGGCGAGGUGCUAUCUUCAUCGGAACACUACUCUGCCUGAUCGGCAACCUCGGAUGCGCCCUCGUACCCUCUGCCUACGCAUCAAUUCCCAUACUCGUCGCCUUUCGCCUGACGUUGGGAGUAGGGAUGGGAUUGAACGCAAGCACUGUAUCUGUCUUCGCGGCAGAAUCCGCUCCUGCGUACAUCCGAGGAGGCCUGGCUGUGAGCUGGCAGAUGUUCGUUGCGUUCGGCGUUCUGCUGGGUUUCCUCGCAAACGUGGCGGUCUACAAUCUUGACGACGAUCUGAUCUGGCGUUUGCAACUGGCUGCGCCGGCCCUGCCAACGAUACCUCUCCUCAUGCUGGUCUACUUCUGUCCGGAGUCGCCGUCCUGGUACAUGAAACGAUCACAAUGGCCUAAGGCUUUCUCUUCUCUCCGCCGUCUACGGUCUAGCGAGUUGCAAGCGGCUGUGGAGCUGUACUCUUUCGUCCGGUCGAAUGCGACGACAAAUCCGCCCACCAAACGGUCUUCGUAUGGGAAGAAGCUCAUGUCACUCUAUACGGAACCUCGGAACUUUCGAGCUCUCUUAGCAUCCUUCACGGUUAUGCUCUCCCAGCAGCUCUGCGGGAUCAACGUCGUCGCCUUCUUCUCCUCCACCAUCUUCUCUCGUGCCAGUGGGUCAAUGCUAUUGGCGCUUUGGGCGUCUGUAAUCUUUGGGCUUGUCAAUUUUCUCGGAGCAUUCCCCGCCAUCUGGACUAUGGACUCGUUCGGUCGGCGGAGGCUGUUGCUAUGGACUCUACCUCCAAUGUCGGUCACGAUGGCGGGCAUAGCGGUGGUCAUUGGCCUCCCUGAAAGCACAGCCCGCUUCAUCGUCCUCGCUUCCUUGAUCUACCUGUUUUGUGCGCUCUACAGCCCCGGCAUGGGUCCAGUGCCCUGCGCUUAUUCGGCAGAAGUCUUUCCGCUGGACGUAAGAGAGAUUGGAAUGAGCCUGGGGAUAAGUACGGCGAAUAUCUGGGCCACUGUUCUGAGUCUGACAACGCCGCCGUUGUUCUCUGCGAUUGGCGAUCCCGGUGUGUUUGGGCUGUAUGCCGGUCUCAAUGUCCUGGCGUGGUUUCUGUGUUGGCUGUUCGUAAGAGAGACCAAAGGGUUGCGGUUGGAACAGAUGGAGGUUACUUUCGAGAGCUCUUGUUCCGACUUCGUCAGAGGUAAUUGGCAGGAAGGGCUGCGGCGGUGGCAUCUUGGCAGCAAAGCUCGUGAGGGAUAUGGAGAGCUCCAGCAAUAUGACUCGAAUGAGGCUUGA